Eimeria tenella is the source of this 921-nucleotide messenger RNA. RefSeq lists its product as uncharacterized. The transcript has 5 exons. The coding region runs from base 1 to 921 and encodes 306 amino acids. NCBI's taxonomy places the organism in Eukaryota, Apicomplexa, Conoidasida, Eucoccidiorida, Eimeriidae. The record is from RefSeq and is a predicted model, not a curated record.
AUGUUUUUCACUUUCGUUGUGCGUCCGGGUGAGGCCCCUGAGGGCCGGGGACCGCAGCUCGAGCCAUUCUGGACCUUCCUUGUAAAUUACAACCUUCGCCUUGGCCUGCUGAUCCAACUGACCGCCUACGCAACUCUCCUCGCAACUACAUCGUCUGGCGGUAAAGAUCCUCUUUCGCUCCUCAGCUUCUUCAGGUCUAACCCUGAGUCUGUCGGAAAGUCCCCUCUCUGGGCAGCUCAGCUCGCCUGCUGCCUAUUUAUCCUUGGAAACCUCACCACGAUGGCAUUCCAAUCUCUGACGGACGACGACAGCAGCAUCAAGCAGUCCCGUGGGUACCGAUCCGGCACCAAGUUCUUGCAGCAAGCCUCCUCCUUUGGGCUCUUUGCAUCUACCUUGGCUCUUCUUGUUUUUUACUCGGCCAAUUAUUACUUUGACGAUCCUUGGAUGAGCAAAAACUUCGGGAGUGGCUCUUCAUGGCUUAUCUUCUUCACCUCUCGCGUUUGCGACGCCUUUGCGCUCUUUUUCUAUGCCGGCUCAAUUUUCUUCUUGGAAGCAUAUCACUCCGAAGGAGCUGGCGAGGCGUGGGGAUGGCUGGGAGCCAUUUGCUUUAAGCUUGCUGCAUUUGCAGAGAUUGCAGCGCUAGCUGCGUGGGGAAGCUCCUCGUUCGAGGUGCUUGAUGCGGUCUUCACCGUUAUGCUUGGAGUUUCCCUCAGCAUUGCGUUUCUUUGGUCGCUUUUUUUCGAGCCUGCCAGCCACCGGUUUGACGUUCGCCUAACACAGUCAGCGAUGAGAAAUGAGUACUACAAGUCUCGCAACGCCAUGGCGUACUACGGCCCAGCAGUUGUGAACGCGGAUGGUGAAAUUGACAUCGCUGCAGCUGCAGAGCAAGCCCAGGCAUGUCUGAACUGCACACCCUGCUAA